AUGUCGGCUGCUUUUAUUCCUUUAGAUCAAUCUCACCACAACAUUCUCAUGGAUUCUCAGCCUACUACUACUACUUCCCCUGUGACAACUGUGAAGAUUAGUAAUGUUUCACUCAAUGUCUCCAAGAAAGAUCUCAAAGAGUUCUUUUCUUUCUCUGGUGAUAUUCACUACCUCGAGAUGCGAAGUGAGACGCAAGAAACUCAGCUUGCUUAUGUUACUUUCAAGGAUCCACAAGGAGCAGAAACUGCUAUGCUCUUAACGGGAGCUGUCAUUGCUGAUCACCGUGUCAGCAUUACUCCUGCUGUGAACUACGAGUUACCACCAGAAGCCCUUGCACUUGACUCGGAUUAUUCGUUUAAUGGCUUCACUGUCAAGAAAGCUGAACACGUGGUAAGCAUCAUGAUGGAAAGAGGCUAUGCAGUUGGCAAAGACGCCAUGGAGAAAGCCAAAGCGUUUGACGACAAACACAACUUAGUCUCAAACGCUUCAGCAACCAUUGCCUCCCUUGACAACAAGAUUGGUUUGAGCGAGAAGCUAAGCAUAGGAACCACUGUGGUGAACGAGAAGCUGAGAGAAGUGGAUGAGCGGUAUCAAGUGAGGGAGAUCACAAAAUCUGCUUUAGCAGCUGCAGAAGAGAGAGCUAUCAGCGCAGGAACAGCUUUAAUGGCUAAUUCUUAUGUUUCAAGCGGAGCUUCGUGGUUAUCAAAUGCAUUUGGUGCAGUGACAAAGGUGGUUAGAGCUGAGAAUGGAGGAGAGGGAAGAAAGGAGAUUAUUCAUCUUGAUGACACUUCACCUAAAGCUCCUGCUGUUGUUCCUGUUAGCUCGGUGGACUCAGACUUCACCAAACCAAGUUUCUAA
Molecule: messenger RNA, 858 nt
Organism: Eruca vesicaria subsp. sativa (arugula)
Lineage: Eukaryota; Viridiplantae; Streptophyta; Magnoliopsida; Brassicales; Brassicaceae
Source: the annotation of a GenBank genome assembly